UGGCUGGUGGAGAGCUUCCAUAUGUCUCCUUGUCGCAAAGCCCCUUCGUGCCCACUGGUAAGUGCUGGGUCACCCUCCUGUGUUCCCAGCCAGAGUAACUUGAGUUCCUUCUGCCCUGGAAACCCCAUUUGGUCCCCAAAAUCACUAACCCAUUGACACACUCGCAAUGACACCUUCCUUGUUUCCCGUACUCCCCUAGGGCAUUUCCCAGGCAGUGUUCAUCGGCCAUGACUGGGGCGGAGUUGUGGUGUGGAACAUGUCCCUCUUUUACCCAGAGCGAGUGAGGGCAGUGGCUGGACUGAACAUGCCCUACAGACCUGCGGACCCCAAAGUGGAUGUCAUGGAGAUGAUCAAAGCCCGUCCUAUGUCUGACUCUCAGCUUUAUUUCCAGGAGCCGGGUGUUGCUGAGCUCGAGUUGGAGAAGGACCUGAGCAGGACGUUUAGGAUCAUGAUCCGAUCCAUCAGGAAGGAGGAUGAGCUGCCUGUUCCACUCAACGUCGCCAACGUCCGGGAGCGAGGAGGGCUUCUGGUUGGCAUGUCAGAAGACCCACCUCCAAGCCAGAUCCUAGCGGGAGCGGAUCUCCAGUACUUCAUCCAGCAGUUUAAAAAGUCUGGCUUCAGGUAAAAGCAAAGCUAAAGAACGAAGCAAAAGUCUGGUGCUGGAGGUAACGUCGGCUCUGCCUGGGAUAUUCCCAGAGACGUUGUUACAAGGCCUUC
Messenger RNA from Chrysemys picta bellii (western painted turtle), 717 nucleotides. Lineage: Eukaryota; Metazoa; Chordata; Testudines; Emydidae. The record is from RefSeq and is a predicted model, not a curated record.